AUGGAUGACGAGAUUGAGGAGCAAGACUUAAGGUCAUCGGUGAGUACAGAUAGUCAUACUUUCCCAUUUGAGCCAAUAGUCAAAGAGUUGAAAGAGAUAAGUUUUCUUUUGGAGCAACUUCCUAGGACUGUGGCUGACGAGAUGAAAGAUCACAAAUGUCCGCUCGCUAUAGAGACAGGCAUAUGGAAGUGGUUAGGAGGAAGAUGGAGUAAGCUUGCUUUGGAGGAAACAAAUAGCUGCAGGAGAACGAAUGUAAUACAUGGGAAAAUUUGUGAAGUACUGGAUCCAAGAGGGAUCGAGUCGGAGGAUGAGUGGGAGGAUUACAUAAUUACUAUGGAAAAAGAUGGUGACAUCUUGGCGACAAUUGCAGUUGUGAACGUGGUCAAGGACCUUAGGUCGAAGGCUGUGGAAGAGAAUGUCGUCCGAUUUGGAAAUGGAAAUGAGGGACGUAGCACCAGCGACCCAGUGGACUGCAGCACGGUGCGAGCCCAGAUGGAAACCCUGUGUGGAGAGCUCCUCGGCGGAAACAAGAGGGAUACAAGGUUUCGUAGGAAGUACCAAAGGGUUGUGACGAGUGACCAUACUCUUAUUGAGAUACUUAGGGAUGAUCACUUAGGCGGUAGAGCCAAGUCCAUGUUUCUUUCGCCGUCGGCGGAGAUACGAAACAGAGGUUUCGAAGCAGCUGUUGCCGAGCUAGGAAACUUCCUAGCGGAAGAUACAGUGGCCGGUAGGAUGCGAGCUAUCUCUGAGCUGCGCGAGUUGAGAAUUCGCCCUCAACAGGAUGUCGCUGACUUUUGUGUGGCCCUAGAAAAAUUGGGAAGGAAGGCUAAUCCUCACGGUAGCACUGAGGACAGUUCACUAGAGUUCGCACAUAUCCUCUUGUCUAACCUGAGAGACUGGCCGGAACAUGUGCAGCUACUGAGUGCGCUUUAUAGAACUAAGCCGGAGAAAGCCUAUGAAGGGGUGAAACAAUUAGCCCUUUCCAUCGAGCACGGAGAGCGAGGGCGUACAAAGGCUGCAAUGGUUUCGACAGAGUCAGCGCGACAGUUAGGAAGGAAACUGUUCCAAGACGAGAAGAGGGCGACCGAGAACCCGUAA
Cooperia oncophora is the source of this 1098-nucleotide messenger RNA. The record is from the annotation of a GenBank genome assembly. NCBI's taxonomy places the organism in Eukaryota, Metazoa, Nematoda, Chromadorea, Rhabditida, Trichostrongylidae.